Messenger RNA from Heterobilharzia americana, 6504 nucleotides. NCBI's taxonomy places the organism in Eukaryota, Metazoa, Platyhelminthes, Trematoda, Strigeidida, Schistosomatidae. The record is from the annotation of a GenBank genome assembly.
AUGAAGUUGACAGUUUGUUUUGGCGACACAAAGGUCGUAGUUCCAUGUGGAUCAGGGAAUUUGACUGUUAGGGAUCUGACACUUAGUGGUCUAAAAAGAGUUAGGCACACUCUACCAAAGCUUGGACCCCAGGAUCGUAUUGUUGUUCACAGUAUCAAUGUUGCGAGAGAUGGUGGUAUGUUGGAUUGGGAUGAUUUAGUUUGUGAUGUGCUUGAUGAUCGUGAAAUGGUUACUGCUCACUUUUCGAUUGCCACUUUAGCAUGCAAUGCAAGUGAUUCCUGUCCAGUCCGAUCUUCAGCGGGUGUCGAUUCUAUCUUUCAGUCGCUUUCUACACCUCUAGUUGUCGACUUAUGUGCUGAUAAUGCUACUGGAUCUGCCUUUCGUAACACGUUACAGUCCAAUGGUGCUGAAGGAUCUGCAGACAAUAGGACAAGUUUCGCAUCUGCAUGUGGUAGUGGGUUGGGACAAACUGAUACAAACUGUCAUAUUACAAGCAGGCUUCUGCGCAUUGGAGAUGGUAGUACAAGCAGUAGCAAUUUGAGCUUAAAUUUAAGUAAUGACAGCUGUGGAAUGAACCAAACUGCUGGGAUACACACAUCCCAGUUUUCAUACGAUCAUCAUGAAUGGUUUCCAAACAAUGGAUCUUCCAAAGACUCUAGUUCGAGAGUCCAUUCCAACAACAAUAAUUUGAAUUGCAUAACGACAUCUUAUGAUAGCAGAAAACAAUGUUUUACUUCCCCUAUACCAUGUUCAACUCCUCAGCCAUUAUCCAUUUGCUGCAAUGUGUUGCCAAGUGAAUGUGAACAUGUUAAAAGUCAGUUGGUUUCGUGUAAUGUUCUCUGUCCUAAUGGUGAUGUUAUUGACGACAAUAGUAAUAAUACUGGAGAUGAAAAAUACCAGCCAAAAACAACACUCAAAUCGAAUGUUUUCGAAAUGUUGUCAAACGCCCUUUCUCGCCGUCGUGAUCUCAUUGAGUCUGGCUGGGAUUCUGAUGAAGAAGAUGAGGAUGUAGGAGAUCCUGAUGGAGGUUAUUCAUAUGACAGUCAAGUUGGAGAACAACAGAAUGAAAUACUGUUGUUAUCCAAAACUGAUGCAGUCAAUCAUUCGGAUGUGAUAAAUGCUAGUUAUGAUUUAACGCCCGCUUCAUCAUUGAAAGAAAAUUGUUGUUCAGAAAGUAUCGUGGCUAGUAACAGUCGAUUGCAUGAGGAUACGAAUGAUGGUUUUUCAACUGUUCGACGUCUGUCAGUGUCCAGUGCAUCAAAUAAAACUCGUGAAACAUUAAGUGCUCGACCUAUUUCGUCUAAUAACGAUAUUUGGCCCCUUCCUCCCCCACCGUUUUGUGCAACUGAUGGUGAGCAUGGUGAUAUGUCUUCUAAUCCUAACCGAAGAUUACACUCUCCAGAAGAUGAAUAUCAUAUAGGCAUUAACACUGAGCGACUUAUACGUGCGGUUCAAAACCAUAGUUCUUUUUCUUCUCUGAGUGAAUUCAGUCUGAGUUCUUCAAAUUCAGAACCAUCGAACUGCACAUCUGUUUGCGCUUUACAGUCUAGUUUACCAAUCAGUUCACCACAGAUCCCACACUUACUCAGUUAUUCUCAGCCUAGUCUGGGAACACCACGUGAAGAAGCUACUGAACAACAGAAUACACAGGAUACUUUUCUAACUCAUAGUAUAGUUAGUAAUGUUGUGCAUCAACCGGGAACAGAUAUUCCAUCCAAUCCUUUACAGUUUCAUUCUCCCCAUGUUGUAAGUAAUGCUAACUCAGCAAAGUCUUUAAUUAUGCCAAGUCGUCCUGCUAGUCUAUCUUGUUCUCGGUCAACAACACGCUUAGGCGCAGUAUUUCAAAGUACCUUAACUGUACCGACCAUAGUUGAGGAGGAAGAAGAAUAUUCAAUCGAUUCUGAAAGAUUUUUAAAUGUUUGCGGAAGUAAAACAGAACAUCAAUGUGUUGAUGGUUUGUUACACUCUACAGAUACACAGCCAUUACUUAAUGAUACUCCGGAUAUCAAUGAUACAGUAGAAGAAGACUAUCCACUCUUACGAAAGGAUUAUAUUUUAGAGAAAGAUCAAAAAAUAUCCGACAAGCACUUCGAUGCAUUGCAUGUAAAUACAACUGGUGAAUAUAGCAUCAACUCUAGUAAAGUUUACUUGUCCGAUUUCCAAGUACAUGCUGAUGAUAAUCCAGUCAUAACCCAUCGUACCAGUCGUGGUCUACCGAAACCAGAUGUUCUUCGUUGGCUUGAGGAUACUCGGGAUGCUACUGUGAAUUGUAAAGUUAAUAAUAACUCAAAUUUAUCUCAUCUGUCAUCAUCAUUAUCAUCGAAUCAUUCUGAUUUCAUCUUAGAUGACCAACAAAAACGAGAAGAAUCAAAACAACAGAAACACAGCAAAUCUGAAGAAGUAUCUUUCACCGUCGUUGAAACUCCUCCUCCUAUAGAUAAAUCUCAGGAGUCUCUAGACAGUAAAGAUACUGUAAUAAUCCGUCUGGUCAAUACAAAACGUGGUGAAAAUUUAGGCAUUCAAAUUAAACCUGUCUUCUCUGAAGUUAUGGAUUUGAAUAAUAGUGAUAGUUAUUCUGAUGAAAAUACCGGAUCAAGAAUGGAAUGUGGUCUUGAAGUCCAUAGUAUUAUACCGCAUGGGCGUGUAGACCGUGAACAAUGCCUGUCUGUUGGAGAUCGCAUUUUAAGCAUCAAUGGAAUUUCGUUGAGUGGAAUACCGUUUGAAAAAGGUCGUGAUAUAUUUCAAGCAGCAUUGAAUGAACCGGAGAUACUACUGCGUGUACUCCCGCUUUCUGCUUACCAGCAUAGUCCUCCAGUUUCUGUACAAAGCACAGAUAAUACACAGAAUACAGAGAAAUCAGAUAAACCAUCUUGUGGAUUGAUUGUCGUAGUCUCUGACCUUACUUCUAAAGGUAAAGAAAGUGAAGCAAAAUGUAAUAUCAGUCAGUUGAAACCUGUCCCACCGCCACCACCUCGUCGUUCACCCAAUACUGUAUUGACUCGUAUACCAGAAGGUAUUAUUAAACCGUUGAUAGAUGAGUUUUUACAAGAGAAGAAACAACGAGAAGAGGAAGAAGAACGUCAGCAGACUCAAUUGAAGAAUGCUCAACCGCCAAGUUAUGAUGAUAGUCAUAGAUCAACACAAUCUAUCAACCGUUCACAAAGUGAUAACCAUCUUCAGUUCACUUGUCAUACGAUCCGACUAUGCAAAGGCUCGAGUGGACUUGGAUUCAGCCUAACCAGCUGUGAUGCAAAUCCGUCUUCAACUGGUGACUCUGUAUCGAAUCAGAAGGUUAUCUGCGUAAAAAAUAUACUUCCUGGUGGUGCAGCUUUAACUGAUGGUCAAUUGAAACCUGGUGAUCUCUUAAUAAAGGUUGAUGAUAUUUAUGUAAAUGAAAUUGGUCAAGCACGAACGGUUGCAUUGUUACGUAGUAAACCUGUAAAUACUAUAGUUACUUUAGUUGUCAGUCGACCGGAACAACCUGAUUUUAAUCCUCAAAACAUUAAUAGUAAUGAAAACAGUACCAGUCAUACAUGUAUGCCUGAUUUGAAAAUAAUCCCACCUUCUGUAGUAUGUACAAUUUCUUCUAGUUGUUGCUUGAACACUGCGAAUACCUCUGCUAUUCCUAAUGAACAGUUAUCAAAAUUAGCAGCAGUAUCAUUGGUAUGCGAAUCUACAUCUGGAUCAUCAUCAGUAUCAUCUCAUUCACAGCCAACGAUGCAGCAACAAAAUGGAAAGGUUAUUGUGGAACAACCUUCCAGUUAUACAGCCAAAUUACCAUAUAAGUUGUCAGAAUGCAGUUGCAGUUCACAUGAUGAUACCUCCCAAGAAUUUCACCCUCUUCAACCCUCACACCCUUCAUAUAAACUGCAUGGAGUUGAUUCAUCACAAUGGUCACUCUACUUACUUGAUAUUCACUUACCCCUAACAAGAUCAACUGAAACAGACAAAAGUGUUACACUACAGUCUACAGAAUCUAUCGUUCACCAACCGCAGUCAAUAGUUAAACGACAGACAGGGAACCCAGCUACUUUAGGCGUAAGCGUAUCGGUAAGACGAUUGACAAGUAAUCAUCGUGGUGGUGGUGAUGAUGGUAAACAGGCUGAUCAGAAGACAGAUGAUUCACUUGGUUCACAAUCAAAUGCUGUGUUUGUACGAACUGUAAUUGAUGGUGGUCCUGCUUAUCAAGAUGGUCGUUUACAAGUUGGAGAUCGUUUGUUAACUAUUGAUGGUCAACCUUUGUCUGGAUUGUCAACAUCUGAUGCACUUAAUCGUUUAAAAUCUGUUAUUGCACAAGAUUUAAACGAGUGUCAUCCUUGUGUUCGCCUUCUAAUUGCUCGUGCACGUCGUACUACACCCUCUGAUGAUUCGUAUACAAAUCCAAUAGAAGAACAUAGUACAAACAGAAUUAUCAAUCCUGUUCAGCAUAAAUCAUCUUCAGAAGUAGCAAAAAAGGAGCAAUGUCAUAAUCGUGGCGAAGAUCAAUCAAAAUUAUUAAUUGUCUCUGCUAUUGUACACUCAUCUGAAUCUAUCAGCACUGGAAAUAUAAAUGAUGUUUUUGACUCAAAUACAAAAUGCUCACUACCAUUGAAUACUUGUACUUCCACAGGUUCAUCAUCAAAAUCACAACAGCAGCAACAAAAAUCUCAUCCCACUACUUCUCAUCUCGUGUGUACAGAUCAAAUAUCUCAGGCUACCAAAGAGGGGUCGAAAUCUCCACAGUCUAGAUCCGGCGUUUGUUCUAAUCCGACUGACAAUAAUAUUAGUGGUGGCGGUGGUGGUAUCGGUUCACAUAAAAAUAUUUUGAAAACCUCAUCAAUGUCAUGCAGUACAACAAAAGGACUGUGUCAGACGAGCAAUAAUGACAGUAAUUCGCCUCUUGCAACUACUACUGAUGCUGAUAACCAUCAUAAUAACACUCAUCAUGAUUCUAAACGUGCAAAGAAAAGAGACGGUGACUAUUGUGCUCUAAGAAAUGUUCGAAAACCUAUGACAUGCUUACCUCAUAAACAUUUGAACUUCGGUUACACAUCGGAUACAAAAAGCUGUACACCUGCGCAUAAUAGUAAUAAUUAUCAAAGUCAUAAUACGGAUACACGGAUAUCUUCCAAAUCGAAAUACUGUUACAAUAAUAAUGAAUUAGAUCAAAAUGAUAAAAAACGCAUGUCAAAUUAUUCGUCAUCAUCAACAGAAAUGAUAUACAAUUAUCAAAAUCUAUCCCAUCUACAAUCUUCAUUUGAUGACUGUGGUGAUGGUAAUGACUCCCUAUAUCAAUAUCAUUAUCUCCCAACAGAUGAUUCAGAUUUAAACUAUGAUGCUACAUUGUCUGAUCCAGAAACAGAACGUCAAUAUUAUAAGUUAGAUUCAUUAAGUGAUUCUAAUCUAUCCUCAAUUUCCGGUAAAAUGAUAACACCGACAAUGGAUGGAGAUAGAUCAAGAAGUAAAUUCACUUCACGCACAUGUAAUAAACACUGUAAAUAUUCAUCAAAUAAUAAAUGUAAAUAUCGUGUUGUUUAUCGACAGCCAAGAAUCGAUUUUAGUCAAAUGGUACUUGUUCCAUUCGAUCCAUCCGCUUGGAAUGGUCCAGUUUUAAAGCCUAGAACAGCCUUAAAUCCGGAGGAAUUAAAACUUCUCGAUAUACCCAAGAAAGUUGACUCUUUGGGAGUUGAUAGUCAUCUAGGCAGUGGCGGUGACUGUGGCGGCAGUAUUAGUAGUAAUAAUACUUUAAUUCCAGAUUCUAAUUGUGUUUAUGAUGAGAGUGUGGAGCGAAGAGAAGACAACAAAAUGGUUAUUGGUCAGAAAUUCUCUUCUUCUAAAGAUCAGAACUGCAUUUCUGAUUCCGAUGACGGAUAUAGUAACAGUAAACAGAAUCCAAAGUGUUCAAACACUGAAAGUGGUCGGCUCAGAAAGACACCUCAUCCAAAAACUGUAAUCAGUAAACUGUUCAGUUUAGUCAAAACAACUACCCAUCGACGUAUUGGUGACCAGAAUGUAACAACAGAUUCAGAACAAGUUGCUGGAUGGCAGCCUUCACCUGAUAGUUUUCAAAUACGUACACCUGGUGAACAUAUAAACCCCUUGAUGAGGAAUAAAUCAAUAAAUCAAAAUAGCUGUCCUUCAGAUAAUUCUGGAAAGAAUUUAACUAAACCUCAAUCAUAUCUUCCAACCGAUUUACAACACAGUACAAACGACAGAAUGGCAGUGACAGCAGCUAAUCCUGUAGAAAAGUCAGCAUUGCCUGUAAUAUCCCCUCCGUCUUGUUAUGCAACACUUCAUGAAAGAGUGGAGCCUUCAAUGCACAUAUAUGAUACCGCAAAUAACAUUCAAGGUAGUAGCAAUGAUAAUAGGUCUGAUGAACAAGUAAAACUGGAUGUAAAGUAUUCUUCCCAGACCAUCAAGUUAUCUCCUCAUACAGAUAUCAGAGAAAUAAAAUCAACACCGCUAACGCCACCGACGACUACAGGAGCUCUGAUAAUAAAUAAUCCCGGGGGAAUGAUACUGUAA